AUGGCGAAGACAAAGCCAGAGGGAACACCAAAAGAUGCAAAAGCGACGAAGCAAGCGACCUUAGCUUCAUUCUUCGGAGCACCCAAACCUGGUCCGAGACCACCCUCUACCAAUCCAACUUCAUCCCCUGCAACGACUAACAACGGUACCAGAAGGCCUUCUUCAGCUGCUGCUGGCGUGGGCGGUCCAGCCAGUUCACCUGUGGUUCGAACUACCCAAGGGAAAGAUCUCGUCAACAAGUCUAGUCCUUUAGUAGGGAGGAAACAGAACUUCGUGGAGAGUGAAGAUGAACUUACCCCACCCCCUGAAUCUGGACCUUCAUCAGCUAAAGCCAAUUCGAGCGAGAAGAAGAAAGUGAUACAGGUGGAUGAGGAUAAAGAGAUGGAUGAUGGUGCGGAAGAAGCGGAUGGAUCGCCUAUCAAGCUUGGACGAAGGGCAAAGAGGAAAGUGAUGUAUGUAGAGUCUGACUCCGAUGGAUCCGAGGAAGAGGUGGUUCCCAAAGGAAUGUCAGGUCGAAAACCUAGAAAGAGCUUGAAGGAAGAUUCAGAUGGGGAUGAUUUUGUGUUGAACGAAGAGGACGAUGCAGCCAUGGCUGCCGCUGUCGACGAGUACGAGGCAAAAGGAUUUGUUGCUCCCAAGCCUGCACCCAAGAAAGCCACCACGUCAUGGUACGACAACAACGCCUCUACUUCGGCGGAAGCCUCUUCCUCAUCCGCUCGACCUGGUCCACGUCCACUAAUCAAUAAUUCUCGGCACAAUAGCGGCAGUGGAGUUUCUAGAUCAAAUGACCCCGACGCUAUCUUUUUAACCCAAGCUGAGCGGUCAAAGUUGGAAGCCAAGGAACAAAAACGAGAAGCGGAGCAGCGUUAUGCUUUCCUGGAGAACCCACGGGAUAAGGAGGGCCACACGCCUGACCACCCCGAUUAUGAUAAAAGAACGGUCCAUAUUCCAAAGGCGAGAUUCAAUAUUGCAGACAAACAGAACGGCUUUACAGCCUUCGAAGCUCAAUUUUGGAACAUCAAACAAGAUCACUUUGAUACGGUACUUUUCUUCCAGAAGGGGAAGUUUUAUGAGCUGUAUGAGAACGAUGCAGAUAUCGGACAUCAGGAGUUCGACCUGAAAUUGACAGAUAGAGUGAACAUGAAGAUGGUCGGGGUACCAGAACAAUCACUCGAAUUCUGGAUUCACAAGUUCCUGGCUGCUGGUCAUAAAGUGGGAAUUGUCGAACAGGCCGAGACUGCUAUCGGGCAACAAAUUCGAAAUAAAGGUAAAGGCAAAAACAAUGAACCGAAGAUAGUCAACAGAGAGCUUCGUCAAGUGUUCACAAAUGGUACGAUCGUCGAUGGAGCAUAUCUCAGCAGUGACGAAGCGAAUCAUUGUGCAUCUAUCAAGGAAUUUGUGUCUGAUCUCGAUGGUACUUCCGCCUUUGGUGUAUGUAUACUGGACGCCUCGACUGGGUUAUUCGAUAUAAGCGCUUUUGAAGAUGAUGUCUGUCGAACGAGAUUGGAAACGAUGUUCCGUCAAAUCAGACCGAGAGAACUGGUGUAUGCCAAGGGCAACCUAUCGGUCAAUACCACUCGUAUGUUGAGGAACAUCCUCCCCUCAUCAACUCAAUGGCAAUCUUUCAAAGAAGGAAAAGAGUUCUGUUCGGCUCAGGAAACUCUUGAACAGCUAUCUGAAUUCUUCGCUGUUGACCAUGACGAAAUAGCAGCUGAUAAAGCACCAUUACCCGAUGCUAUUCGACAAUAUCAGGAGAAUAGAGUUGCCAUGGAGGCACUUGGGGGCUUGCUGUUCUACCUUCGAAGUUUGUCGUUGGACAAGGACCUGGUAUCGCAGAGUAAUUUCAAUGUGUAUGAUCCGAUCAAAGAAGGGAAAAGUCUGGUAUUGGAUGGUCAAACGCUGGCACAUAUGGAGGUGUUAGUCAAUGGAGAUGGAGGAAGUGAAGGAACAUUGUUAGAUUUACUUCAAAGAUGUAUCACCCCGUUCGGCAAGCGAUUAUUUCGAAUUUGGUUGACGGCUCCUCUUAGAGAUGCCAAAGCCAUCAAUGAUAGACUGGAUGCCGUCGAAGAUCUCAUGAAUAAUGAGACCUCGUUCUCAAACGAGUUCCGCUCGUUGUGUAAGGGUAUCCCCGAUUUAGAGCGAUUGAUCUCUCGUAUACACGCUGGAAGUGAGAAAGAGAGUAAAUUCCUCAAUGUGAUGGAUACAUUCGUAGCUUUACAACAUGGUGUCGAGAAACUACGUACCAUAGCGGAAAACUUCACCUCUCCCAGUGUAGCAGGUCUACUUCGUUCCGUACCUGAUUUAUCCGCUCACAUCGAGCAUAUACAAUCUAUGUAUGUGGUCGAAGAGAACGAUAAAUCCAUUUUGAUUCUACCUCAACCUGGUGCAGACGAAGAAUGUGAUUCUGCAGAUGCUACCGUUGCAGAGAUCGAACAACGUUUGGAUGCUUAUUUGGAACACGCUAAAAAAGAUGUAGAUGCUCAGAACAUAAGAUGGUGGCACAGCGCACAAGGCGCCAAGGAGAUCUUUCAGAUCGAAGUACCAAUCGUCAAAGACAAGAUCCCGAAAGUACCGAACAAUUGGAUCAAACAGAGUGGAACUAAAAAUUGCACUCGAUAUUACACUCCGCGACUCUUAACGCUGAAGAACGAGAUCCAAGAAGCAAGAGAUAUUGCGAAUACGACCAGAGCAGAUUUCUACAAGAGGCUUUUAGCUGAAUUUGAUAGAGAUCGAGCGGUCUGGUUGAAGACGGUACGAGUUAUCGCCGAAUUGGAUUGUUUGGUAUCGCUAGCAAAAGCAUCAACCGAUAUGGAAGACCCCAAAUGUCGACCUGAGAUUAUCGAAUCUCCAUUCGCUUUUGUCGAUUUCGAAGAACUGAAACAUCCCUCGAUGUCCGCCCGGGGAGAGUUCAUACCGAACAAUGUCCAGUUGGGUGACACUCGACCUAGACAGGUGCUGUUGACCGGACCGAACAUGGCUGGUAAAUCGACUUUACUGAGGAUGACGGCUGCCGGUGUCAUACUUGCUCAGUUGGGAUGUUAUGUUCCUGCCUCCAAGGCUAGGCUGAGUCCUAUUGAUAGGAUCCAGACGAGAAUGGGAGCAUAUGAUAAUAUGUUUGCAAGUGCCUCAACGUUCAAAGUUGAAUUGGAUGAAUGUGCCAAGAUACUUCGAGAUGCUGGACCCAAAUCAUUGGUCAUUCUGGAUGAACUCGGUCGAGGUACUUCCACCUACGACGGUAUGGCGAUUGCAGGAGCGGUCCUGCAUCAACUUGCCACACAUACUCUACCGUUGGGAUUUUUCGCCACCCACUACGGUUCCCUCACCGAUGAUUUCACUUAUCAUCCAAAUAUUCGAAAGAUGCAUAUGCAGACUCACGUGGAUGAUCAGCUUCAACAAGUCGUCUUCCUUUACAAGUUGAUUUCUGGAGUAGCAGAAAGUAGUCAUGGUACUCAUGUCGCACACAUGGCGGGUGUACCUGCCGAAGUGGUAUUGAGAGCUCAAUCAAUAUCUGAUCAAUUCUUCAACGACUUCAAGAUGAAGUUGACCCAAAAGCGAAAAUCGUCAUUACCUAUACCCGGUCAAGCUGAUUUCGCCUGGUUGAUGAGGUUGGUCAAUGGACUUAUGAGAGAUGAUGAUAAGACCAAGGCUGGCUUGGGCGAACAACUGGAGGUACUCAGGGAAUGUAUUGGGCGGUAUGAGAUGAGUUAG
Molecule: messenger RNA, 3708 nt
Organism: Kwoniella mangroviensis CBS 8507
Lineage: Eukaryota; Fungi; Basidiomycota; Tremellomycetes; Tremellales; Cryptococcaceae
Exons: 23
Coding region: 1-3708 (1235 amino acids)
Biological process (GO): mismatch repair
Cellular component (GO): nucleus; MutSalpha complex
Molecular function (GO): ATP-dependent DNA damage sensor activity; ATP binding; mismatched DNA binding
Source: RefSeq, a predicted model, not a curated record